AUGAGUAUUACAGUUUCCAAUAAAGAUCAGGAACUGCCUCCUCUUUUGUUACCAAAUUUGAACUUUAUAAAACACAAGUUAUCACAUUUCAACAUUAAUACGGGAUCAGGCGUAACUGAUCCAUUUUUAUCUUCUCCAUCUUCUUCAUCCUCUACUACAAAUGAUGACCAUACCAAUAAUAAUUAUCCUAAAAGACCGUUAGAGGCGAACGUUAAUGAAAGUGGUCUAGACCAUCUGGCCUUUUUAGCAACUAAGAGACCGAAAUUAUUAGCUAAAGGAACUGGUGAUCCGAUGGCAAAUAACAGCAACAACGAUUUGGACAGCAAUAGUCCCAUCAAUAUUGCUACAAUAACGCCUCCUCCCACAAUGCCAGUUAGUGCAUCUAUAUCUCCUUCAAUGCACUCUAACGUCCCUCAUAUGAUUAAUACGCCUCCUCCAAGACCCAACACGGCAUUGUCUCAGAAUCAAUCACAACAGCACACUUUACCUCAGCAUUUACAACCUAUACCAAUCAGUUCUUCAAGUCAAAAUAUGUACAUGAAAUUAGAUAGAAAGAUGAAAAACCAAACUAUUCCACUGAUUUCAUUAAAUUUUAACUCUCCUGUUCAAAAUUUAAUGAGUAUUAAUCAAAACAGAAGAACUGCAUCCCCUUUGUCUACUUCUUCAUCCCCAUCUCCUUCACUAUCAGCUUCUUUCAGUUCAAACUCAAAUACAACGACAAAAAGGCAAAGAGUAGGACCAAGUUGUGAUAAAUGUCGAUUGAAAAAAAUUAAAUGUGACGCUAAAAUUGUAAUCUUAGCACAGGAUGAAUUUAUUAUUACAUUAUUUUCAAAUAAGUUGCACUACGUUCUAACUAAUGAUGAUAUUUUACAGAAUAAAUCAACUUUAUUGAAAUUAAAUAUUUCUAAAGAUACUUUAGAGACUAUUAUUAACAGUAAUAAUGACAACAUUGAAAAUACAAGUCCAAAUAAUGCUAACAAUGGCCAACUGUUCUUAGUCAAACAUAUUGACAAGCUGAUUUUAUUCAAACAAUGUCUUUCAUGUUGUAAAAGGAAAAAUGCUUCAAAUAACGGCAUCAACAAGAAAAAUGCUUGCAUUUGUUUAUUUUCUAAAGGUUUUACCAGGGCUGAUAUUAAUGUUUUCUCAAAAAUUUCAGCAAGAGUUAAGAAUAAGACUAUUUACGACAUUGAAAUUUCAGAUUACAAAGAAUCAGGUUUUUGA
This is a messenger RNA of Kazachstania africana CBS 2517, 1221 nucleotides long. RefSeq names its product Sut1p (gene SUT1). Gene Ontology annotation, biological process: regulation of DNA-templated transcription. The record is from RefSeq and is a predicted model, not a curated record. Bases 1 to 1221 code for a protein of 406 amino acids. The transcript has a single exon. NCBI's taxonomy places the organism in Eukaryota, Fungi, Ascomycota, Saccharomycetes, Saccharomycetales, Saccharomycetaceae. Gene Ontology annotation, molecular function: zinc ion binding; DNA-binding transcription factor activity, RNA polymerase II-specific.